AUGAUUUGGCGAACAGUAAUCAUAUUGUGUUGCAUAUUGUUGCAACAAGUCACUGCGGAGCCAACAAUAUGGGAUUUAUUCAAUUGGAAAAUUACACUACAAAGACAGCGACAAGACGAAAUUACUCUAAGAGGUCUUAUUGAAGCAAGCGUAGCACAAGAUGAUGUGAAAAUUCCUGGAGCAACCUGCAGUGAGAGUCAAGAAUGGACAGGCGAAACAGGUCUUCCUGGAUUUCUUAUGCAAUGCAAGUGUAAUUUAAGCAGGUCGACCUUUGCUCCAGAACUCAUGAGUUGUGUGGCAAACAGUGAAAUUAAACGAG
Paramuricea clavata is the source of this 319-nucleotide messenger RNA. The record is from the annotation of a GenBank genome assembly. Lineage: Eukaryota; Metazoa; Cnidaria; Anthozoa; Malacalcyonacea; Plexauridae.